This is a messenger RNA of Dermacentor andersoni, 3434 nucleotides long. RefSeq names its product Tumor protein p53 inducible nuclear protein (gene TP53INP). Gene Ontology annotation, cellular component: autophagosome; nucleus. Gene Ontology annotation, biological process: autophagosome assembly; positive regulation of DNA-templated transcription. The record is from RefSeq and is a predicted model, not a curated record. Lineage: Eukaryota; Metazoa; Arthropoda; Arachnida; Ixodida; Ixodidae.
UCUUGCAAAAAAAUCGGGUGCACGUUAGAUUUUUACUUUGUUUAGGAGAUUUACCGCCAUUUUUACGUCAGUUUUCUACUUUGGCCACACAGAAAGUGAGCGCGUGUUUGAUUCGGUGGUGCGUUAAAAUCGGGCAAAAAACUACCAAAUGAGCCAGUGUUGUUUUUUGGCACUUUUCCGGCACCUUACUUAAUUCGACCCACCGGAUAAUUCGAUCAAUUUCAUUGGUCCCAUGACGGCAAUAUUAACGGAAGCCGACAUAGGGCAACAGCGCCACGGUUUUCAACAACGGCGUCGCCAAUAAACACGAAAACUGUGCGCACCCAUUAUCUCAACUGCGCCGAGCUUUGCACAGCACACAUGGACAGACGCAAGCAGAUGGGGAGUGCAGUGUCGCGCUGCUGCUGUUUCACCAAUCAUAGCCUCGCCAAUGCAUCCCGGAAAAGAUUUUUCAUAUAAGCUACGGAAGGUAUUCCUGGUCGUCAAAAUUUGCGGCUCUAUUAGAGUUGUUUCGGCCGUCGUCACCUAGGCCGACCAGCCUUGAAGCAGCAGAAAUCGCGCUGCCGCGAGUACGCUAGCCACAAGAGGACGUUGCUCAACAAUGGAUGAACCGUGUUGCGCAACGGCUUGCUCCGCGUCGCCCGCCGCUCAAGGCCGCGACGGUGGGGCUUCACACCUACUGUGACAUGCGUGCGAUGCGCAGAGAGCGCUCGGAGAUUCGAAUCGGGCACAGUGGCGUAAAUCGAGCGGAGCAGAUGUCACACAGACGGCUGCGGCAAGGGCGUGAAGCUUUUGCUGAUGGUAGCGAACCGAUCACCUCUGAAACCCUCUCUAUAUAUACAUACGUUUCUAACAAUCCACCUCUCGUGUAGCCAACAGUGAAUUUGCGCCUUCACAGCCGCUUUAAGCGCACUACUUUGUUACGACUUAUCCCCCAACAAUGAUCAUCAUCAAUCGCACACGAUUCCUUUAUGUGGAUGGUCUUUUUUGUUUCCUCAUGGUGAUACGCGCAUGCCGUACGUGACCCGACGACGAUUAUUGCCAACAGGAAAUACCUUAAUUGAGCCUUUUUAAUAAAAAGUUUUAGGGCACAUCAUUUUCUUCGGACGUGGAACCAUUUUUCAAGGGCCGCUUUUAUCUUCCGGGUGCUCAAUGCUGCGCAAAAAUAUCAGUCAAAGAAUAUAGCAAUCCAUUAACGACUGCAUCGCCGAUUAACAAAGGCGUAAUUGUCAUCAGUAGGGCUGAUCUCACGUCAACGAAAUCUACUGGCAUCGGAGCCACUGCAAGGGCUAUUUGCCAUAUAGACGAUUAACAACAAGCUGGCUUUAUAUCAAAAGCGACUUGAAGGGUCGACCGAACCCAUUGUGUGCAAGAUUACAUAGGCUUUUAACCCCGAACACGCACAGUUGAACAUUUUUGUUGCGCAGGGUAUGCACAAAGUGCAGCCGUGUUGAUGUGCCGAUGCCGAGAAAACUUCCGUUUGUCGCGAACGUGGUGAUUUUAAUCGCUUAUCUGCCGGCCCCUAUGCUACGGGAGUACGCAUACUUGGUUCUUCAAGACCUCAAACAUAUCCAGCGCUUCAGAAAAAAGAAAAAGAAAAACAGCAUAGAAGAACAGGGAAAGAAACGACAGGAGAGUGCAGUCGUCUUUCUCUCUCCCUCUCUGUUGUUCUACGGUGUUUAUCUCCUGAAGCGCUGGAAAUGUCUGAUGUCGAAGUUCCAACUAGCUUCUUCAAGAGUGACGUCCUUUUAAGUGCACAAUAAUAUGGCUGUACAAAUACGCAAUUCCUAUGUAUUGAAACAACCAACAUAAUGGAGCGGCGUUGAUGUUUAAUUGCCGAGAGCGACUCCUUUUCUAUGCGGCGCGCGUGCCAGUCGGCCAUAGACGGGUGCGCGUGCAGUGCUUUCGAACGCAAGCAUCUGCAAUCUCAUUUGCCGAGACUACUACGCUUCGCUGGUCGGGUUUCACUAUUUCCAAGCUCCCACUCAUGUGUUUCCCGCGACAAAAGGUAGACCUUUGAAAAGUCAUCAAAAAGCAUUGUGCAUCGUGAGUCAUGUUGAGCGGCAUUGCUAGCUAUUUUCUCAAUGCCCCACCUACUCCAACUCCUGAAGAUGAUGUUAACUACCGAACCAUGGAGGCUGAAGAUGACUGGUUGCUUGUUGAUGUCACAGAUGGGGACAGUCCCCAGCUGGAAGUACCAUGUGACCGACCAUGCAGUCUUCCCACCACGUUGCACGUGGCUGUGGUGGACUCCUCUCAGGAGGCCACACCGCCAUCAAGUCCCUGUCCCAUGGACGGGAGCUGGUAUGUGACACCUCCGCCGUGCUUUGUGGCACGGCGGCCGGUGCACUUGGAGACAUCCCCUCUGGAGAACCUGCUCAUUGAGCACCCAAGCAUGAGUGUGUAUGGACCACCGUGUCUGCGGGGCACACCACUGACUCCCCCGCCUUCCCCACCACCCAGCACUGCAGUCCCGGCCAGCCGCGCCCUGCCUGGUCCCAGGCCGGCAGCACUGGCUGCCAGAGCGGGUUGGCUGGAACAGCUACGGCCAAGUCAGCGUAGCCAGGUACAGCGAGAACAGCGACAGUUGGGUCGAGGCCAACUGGAGCGGCAGAAUCGCACAGUGCAGGCUGGCAACCGACACCCCAAACGCCGCGAUCGCACUGCUGCACGCCGCUCAGGAGCCAACAACAAUCGCAAGUGCUAACUUGCCAUCACUGCAAAGAGACAAUGUUUUUGGCACUUGUGCAACCACAGGAAGAAAACAAGAGGACAAAUGUGGGGGGGAUUACUUGGGCAUAUGAAAUCUACUGUUACUACACUGGCCUGCCUAAAGGAAAAGAGCCAGUGGAAAGUUGUGGCCGGAAGCAGGGUCUGUGCAUUACACAGACUUUGUGCACAAAGUGCAGCUUCGAAUCUGUGUUAUGUGGGUGACAUUAAUGAACUUCAAAGUGAGCACAUGGAUUGAUCUGUCAGUGCAAGAAAGGAAGCUCAUUUGCGUAUAAAGUUAGGGAAGGUGUGUGUGGCAGAAAUAUGUACUCGGAAAGCAGCACAGCAUCUUAAACACACUGUUUGAAAAUGGACGCUAAUAUUGCAAACCUUCAUGUCAGAACUGUCAAUGACCAGUUUCAUAAAUGGGAGAUAUUGGAAAAGCCACAUAAAAAAUUUUUUUCUCUUUGUAACUGCUGUCUCAUUGAAAUGGAAACCUGACUGGCAUUAAUACAGUGUAUCUCCCAUAGUUGAAACAGGCCAGCACCAUACCACGGCAAGAUGUAAUGUUAAUCCCUACAUUGCAAACAUGGUGUGCACUGCAUUCUUCUGAUGUAAAAAGGGUGAAUUGUUAGUUUAUGCACAUGUAACUUAGCCAUUAUGUUAAUAAGCAACAGCUCAUUUGUUCUUUCUUUUUUUUUCUGAAAAAGAGUUUGCCACCUGUA